CCUUGGUUGGAUCCCCUUUGAAUUCUUCAUUGAAGAUUAAUUUCUUGGGUUUGCCAUAUCAUUUCAAAGGGGUCCAACUCCUGGUUAGGAAUCAUUAUCAUUGUUUUUGCAUUCAUUUUUUCCAAGAACACUUCUGAUUUUUGGGAUGUGGAGAGAUCCUGGAGCUCCCGCUGAUUCGUUUUAUGAAACUCGUCCUGAAUGCACUGAUGUUCCAAAGUCUAAAUUUAGGAUCAAGGCUGGCAAAACAUUAAGUGCAAGAAAAUGGCAUGCCGCGUUUUCUCCAGAAGGGUAUCUAGAUAUAGGCAAGACUCUAGGUCGAAUCCACCGAGGGGGAAUCCAUCCAUCAAUUAGGGGAGAAGUUUGGGAAUUUCUACUUGGUUGCUAUGAUCCCAAGAGUACAUUUCAGGAAAGAGAUGAAAUAAGACAACGUCGAAGGGAUCUUUAUAAUACAUGGAAAGAAGAAUGUCGUAUAUUGUUUCCUCUUGUAGGAAGUGGUAGAUUUAUCACGGCACCUGCAGUUGCUGAAGAUGGUACACAAUGUUUAGAUCCAUUGGUUUUGUUAGAAAAGAAUCCAGAGAAUGGACCAGUUGUUCUUCAAGAUGUCACUCCUCCAUCUUACUUAGAAAAGAUCACAGACAAGAGAAUAAUUCAAUGGAUGUUAACACUUCAUCAAAUAGGUCUUGAUGUUGUUCGCACUGAUAGAACAUUAGUAUUUUAUGAAAAGAAAGAAAACUUGUCAAAACUAUGGGAUAUUCUCUCUGUUUAUGCUAAAAUAGAUUCAGAUGUUGGCUAUGGUCAAGGAAUGAGCGACCUGUGCUCUCCUAUGAUAAUACUUCUUAAUGAUGAAGCCGAUGCUUUUUGGUGCUUUGAACGUUUGAUGCGUAGAUUGCGAGGAAACUUUAGAUGCACUGCUAACACUGUUGGGGUUGAGGCACAAUUAAGUAAUUUGGCAACAAUCACUCAAGUAAUUGAUCCAAAACUUCAUCAACAUAUAGAACAAAUUGGUGGAGGUGACUAUCUAUUUGCUUUUCGGAUGAUAAUGGUUUUAUUUCGACGAGAAUUCUCCUUUUGUGACUCAUUGUACCUUUGGGAGAUGAUGUGGGCUCUAGAAUACGAUCCUGACUUGUUUUGGAUGUACGAGGAAGCCGAUGAUAAAUCUGAGGAAUUUAAAGGAAGAAUGAAGUCGUUACGUCACUAUGGGAAGUAUGAGAGAGAAAAUAUGAAAAAUGGAGGAAAGAAUGGAGAAGAUCCUCCAUUCCCCAUAUCUGUUUUCCUUGUUGCUAGUGUUUUGAAGGAAAAAAGUGCAAUAUUACUCCAACAAGCAAAAGGUUUGGAUGAUGUUGUCAAGAUAUUGAAUGAUGUGAAUGGAAACCUUGAUGCCAAGAAAGCUUGUAUGGCUGCACUUAAACUUCACAAGAAGUAUUUGAAAAAGGAAGCAAAAGAUUAG
Vigna angularis (adzuki bean) is the source of this 1447-nucleotide messenger RNA. RefSeq names its product rab GTPase-activating protein 22. Gene Ontology annotation, biological process: activation of GTPase activity. NCBI's taxonomy places the organism in Eukaryota, Viridiplantae, Streptophyta, Magnoliopsida, Fabales, Fabaceae. The record is from RefSeq and is a predicted model, not a curated record. The coding region runs from base 146 to 1447 and encodes 433 amino acids. Gene Ontology annotation, molecular function: GTPase activator activity. The transcript is spliced from 11 exons.